AUGAUCCCCCGCGGGAAGAGGGACCCCGUGCCGCUGUCCCGCGCCGAGCCGCCCGACGGCCAGGGCCCCCGCGGCGGCCGGAGGACCACGUCGGAGGAGGACGAGGAGGAGGGGGAAGAGGGCCACCUCCUCGGCCUCCCCCGCGACGACCUCGCCAAGAGCAUGUCGGGCUCCUCCGUCUCCUCCUACCACUCGGCCCUGUGCUCCGAGGGGACCGAGACCUUCAAGGACUGCCUGGAAUUCCUGGACGAGGAGGGGACCCCCCCCCCCCCCGGCUCUGUGCCCCCGGCGCCCGGGCCCCGCGCCCGCCCGAAGCAGCCCCAGCUGUCCGCCGCGGCUAAGAAUAGCCAGGGCCAGCCCGGCAGGAUGGGCGCCGUCGGCGGGGAGCGGCAGCUCGGCGGCGCGGCCGCGGCCCGGCAGCCCGGGGGGAUGCUCGGCGCGGCUCCCAGCGACUCGGACGAGGCGGACGGGGAGGUGCGGGCGCUGACCGCCAGGGCUUUCCGCAGCCUCUCGGGUCUCCCCGGCGCCCGCCUCGACAUGUGCAGCUCGCACACCUCCUCCAGCCUUUCCAACUCGCAGUCGGAGGACGGCGGGCGGCCGCGGCGGCGGCCGGGGGGCGGCGGCGGCGAGCCCCGGGGCGCGGGGACGGCUCUGCACGGCAGGGUGGGCUGGCCCUUCCCCGCCGGCGCGGACGGGGAGCUGCUGGGCUUGCUGGGGAAGGAGCAGUUCGAGUGCGUGGACGUGGAGCUGGAGAGCGGGGAGGCCAGGAAGGGCCACUGCAAGAAGAGAACCGUCCCCAAGCGCCAGAUCCUGCUGAAGAGGAAGGAGAGGAAGGAGAUGGGUUUCGGCCCCUGGGGAGACGGCCCGGCUACCCAGCCCCUGCCCCCCGCCAGGAAGGAGCCCCCCAGCAAGGGCAGGGCCCUGGGCGAGGACUUCAGGCUCAAUUACAAGCAGUUCAUGAAGACAGCCUCCCUGGAUGCCGACGCCAGCAAGACCAGGGCGGCCUCCUGCCUGGUGAAAAACGUCCUCACCAAGAAAAUGCAGUAUGAGCAGCGGAUCAAGAUGGAGCAGAAGGGACUGCGGGGCAGCUCGACCUCCUCGGGGCCGUCCUCCGCCAGCACCGACCUGCUGGGGGACGGCCCCGAAGGCAAGUCCAGCUCGCUGUCGCGCUCCGACUGCAGCUUCUCGGCAGAGGACCUGCGGGGCGGCGGCGUGCCGGCGGCAGCGGUGGCCAGGGGCGAUGCCGCCACCAGCCAUCCCGCCAAGGGGGUGGUGCUGAGCGAGGCGACGAGGGAGAGCGUCUGCAAGCUGAAGAAGACCUUCAACGAACUCAACGAGAGGAUGAAGUACCAGGAGGUGCUGGAAGGGCAGCGGCUGCCCCGCGCCACCGAGCAGCCGUCGGCAGAGAGGAUCCAGUACCGCCGGGCACGUGCCUUGUUUGAAGCCCACUCCGGGGUAGGGAAGGUGCUGGACGUUGCCCCUAGAUUUGAGAGGGUGCCGAAGCCAUGGCCCAGCUUGAAGCAGCGAGCCAUCCUCCCCAGCUACCCCAAACCCCUCCCCGGCGAGGCGGCUGGGCCGGCGCUCCCCGCCACGCUGCCGGCACGGCUCUUCACCUCUCGGGCGCAGGAGGUGAGGCUGGUGCCGCAGAGCCAGCCCGAGGAGAAGCCGCCGGCGAUGCCCCGCGAGCCCCCGGCCCGGGAGGCGCCCCCAGCCAUCCCCCCCAAGCCGCAGGAGAAGGGGAAGGGGCUCAUCCCACAGCCCCGGGACGUGCGCAAACUGCUGAAGAGCAGCUACAGCCUCUGCUUCGGCACCGCCGGCACAUCCCGCGGCACCGCGGCACCGGCAAGCAGCGGGGAGCCACCGCCGGCUGCCCCGCUCGUCAUCCACUGCACCUCCGUGUGCCGCCAGGAGCCAGCGCCGGAGCCGGGGGCCGAGGGGGUGCCGGGAGCCACCAGCCAAGAGCCGGCACCGACAUGUGCCGACGGCUCUGCCAAGCUCGCUGGGAGUCGGCCCUCGCCCACGCGGGGCUCCCCCGUGCACAUCACCAAGGUCCAGGCCACGCGGAGGGCACCGGCUGUCGUGGAGGGGCUGCAGACGUCACCGCCACCGCGUCGGGAGCGCAGCGAGCUGAGGGUGCCACCGCGAGUGCCGGCGGCCGAGGGGGUGCCGCACGUGGAGACCCACCUGCAUGUGCUGGUGGGCCGGCGGUCCCCGGCGGCGGGCGGGGAGGGGGCCGCGGCUCAGAGCGGCCCGGUGCUGCGGGCAGAGAAGACCGUCCUUCUGCCGCCGCCGCCAAGCCCUGCCGAGGGAAGGGACGGCCGUGGCAGCGGUGCCGGGGAGGACCCCGGAGCCGGCCCCGCAGCCCGCAGCAGCACCCGCCCGCAGCCGGAGCCACCGGGCGUUGAGCAGGGGCGGCAGCGGCCCGGCAGCCACACGGUGUCAGCCGGCACCGGCAGCAAUGUGGGUGGCACGGAUCCCACCGCCGUGGUUCCAGACAGGGAGGGCAGCAAAGGUCCCCCCAUCUGGCUGCCGGAGCGGAGAGAGGGCUGGGAGCAGGUACCGAAGUGGCCAGCGGCCUCUGAGCCGUAUCUGCCGGCUGCCCCGGCGGAGAACUACAACUACUUGGCUAUUCCUGUGAAAGCUCCCAAAUCCUCUCCAGUGCCAAAGCUGCCUUCAGUCCCCAGCCCAGCCAGCGCAUCCUUUGGGACCCCCACGGUCCCCAACCCGUCCAGCGCAUCCUUUGGGACCCCCACGGUCCCCAACCCGUGUGGCACACCCUUUGGGACCCCGUCGGUCCCCAGCCCAGCCAGCGCAUCCUUUGGGACCCCCACGGUCCCCAACCCGUGUGGCACACCCUUUGGGACCCCGUCGGUCCCCAGCCCAGCCAGCACAUCCUUUGGGACCCCCACGGUCCCCAACAUGACCAACUCAUCUUUUACCUAUCCAUCAGCCUCCAGUCUGGCCAGCACAGCCUUUGGGACUCCCUUGGUCUCCAACCCCACUAAUAAGUCUUUUGGGACCCCCUUGAUCCCCUACCUUGGCAGUGCAUCCUUUGGGACUCCCUUGGUCCCUAGCUCAGCUAAUACAUCCUUUGGGACCCCUCAGGUCCCCAAUCCAUCCAAUGCAUCCUUUGGGACCCCCUUAGUCCCAGAUAGAUCCAGCUCAUCCUUUGGAACCUCCCAGAUCCCCAAUUCAUCCAGUGCAUCUUUUGGAGCCCCCUUAGUCCCAAAUCCAUCCAGCUCAUCCUUUGGAACCUCCCAGAUCCCCAAUUCAUCCAGCUCAUCCUUUGGAACCCCCCAGGUCCCCAAUCCAUCCAGCUCAUCCUUUGGAACCCCCCAGGUCCCCAAUCCAUCCAGUGUGUCCUUCGGGACCCCUUCAGCCCCUAAUCUGGCCAAUCCAUCACUCGGAGUCCCCUUGGUCCCCAACCCAGCCAACUCAUCCUUUGGGUCCCCCAUGGUCCCCAAUCCAGUUCCCACUUCCCUUGGGCAUGUGUCAGUCUCCAACGUCACCAGCUCAUCCCCUCUGGUCCCCAGCCUGGCCCUGGGGAGUGGUGUGUGUCCCCUGCCCGGUGGGGAAGCACCCUGGAGCAAACCUGGCCCCGAGCACGCCGUGCCCCGAGCUGCUGAGGGUCCGGUGCCGCUGCCCCCAGCCCAGCCCCAGCCUCCUCCCGAGGACGCUGCCCAGGUGCCGAGGAGGACGGACGGUGCCGUGCCGGGCAGUAAGAGCGCAGCGAGCCCCACGGCGGGGCUGGCCCCCCACCCCCGGCCCCCCGCUCACCGGAGGAUGCUCGUUGACCCCGACAGCGGGAAGUGCUACUACAUGGAGCCACCGCGGCAGCCGCAGCUGAAGACACUGUACGACCCCGAGACCGGGCAGUACCUGGAGGUGCUCAUCCCGCCGGUGGCAUCUCACACCGGGCUCUACCAGGCUCCUUUCAACCCCCUGCUGUAUGCCCCCCCCUACGUGCCCUACGGCAGCUUCCCGGGGCUCCCGGCACCGCCGCCGCCUGCCGCCCCCUCGCCGGUGGCCCCUGACCCACCGGCUGCCGAGAACCCCGGCUUCUCCGGGGCCUUCAGCUCGGCUCCCAAGGCUGAGGGGCUGCCCGCUGCCGGGCCUCCGGACUGUGGCUACCUGGAGAGCCCCUACUACAUCCCCACGGGGAUGCGGGCCAGCCCCGGGCCCAGCCAGCCCCCCGCCAGCCCCGAGGAUGGACCCCUGCCCCACAUGUGA
Messenger RNA from Colius striatus (speckled mousebird), 4230 nucleotides. It is a transcript of the gene PROB1, whose product is annotated as proline rich basic protein 1. The coding region runs from base 1 to 4230 and encodes 1409 amino acids. Lineage: Eukaryota; Metazoa; Chordata; Aves; Coliiformes; Coliidae. The transcript has 3 exons. The record is from RefSeq and is a predicted model, not a curated record. Gene Ontology annotation, cellular component: nucleoplasm.